GACCCGCUGAGAAGAAGAUACGUAGGGGGCAGAAAUCCAGAUGCCAGUGAUGGCAAACGAGCCGAUCAUCCUAAACGUCUAUGAUAUGUACUGGAUCAAUGAGUUCACCAGCUCUCUGGGAAUCGGAGUGUUUCACUCAGGGAUUGAGAUCUAUGGAAGAGAGUUUGCUUAUGGCGGACACCCGUACCCAUUCUCAGGGAUCUUUGAGAUUACACCAGGUGAUGCAACUGAACUUGGAGAGACUUUUAAGUUCAAAGAAGCCAUAGUCCUGGGCAGCACAGACUUCACAGAGGAGGAUGUGGAGCGCAUUGUGGAGGAGAUGGGGAAGGAGUACAAAGGCAAUGCCUACCACCUCAUGCACAAGAACUGUAAUCACUUCUCUUCAGCACUGUCAGAGAUCCUGUGUGGGCGGGAGAUCCCUCGCUGGGUCAAUCGCCUAGCCUACUUCAGCUCCUGCGUGCCAUUCCUCCAGAGCUGCCUGCCCAAAGAGUGGCUGACCCCGGCUGCCUUACAGUCCAGCGUCAGCCAGGAGCUCCACGGAGGAGGAGAGCUGCAGGAGGCAGAGGAUGCAGCUGCCACAGCUUGCCUGGCCUCCAUGUCCCCAUGCUCACCCUCAUCCUCCUCCUUGCCUCAUCAUUCCCGCCACCAGCCACGGCGAUAGAGACAGAGUUCUGCUGAGACACCUGGGGCCGGACUUGUGGUUAUGGAGACUGUCAGGUGACAACUCCUGCAGCGGCUGAUGGGUCCAGGUACAGCUGAAUGUUCUGUCAGACUGUCCUGGAGCAAGGCACUGCACUGCUGCCUGCUCUGGGUAAGAACGUCAGGCAAAUUCUUACAAUGAUCCAGAGCAGUGGAAGGGUUGUUUUCUCACAAGGCAAAGGAACCCCUGCUGCUGACAAAGAAAGGGUCUUCUCUCAGUGAACAUGGCUGAUGGAUUACAGCAUCCUGUCCUAAAUCCAAAACUGUUUCCCCUCAAGUCUUUUGUAUUAUUUUAUCAGCCAAGUGUCAUUGCAGAAUUGAAGUGAAACCGGUUGUUUGUCCACCAAUGUGUUUCAUAAUUUAAGAAAAUUUACCAGCCAGAUCCAGAUUUUUCCAGCUAUUUGUCUUGGUGUAGUGGAAACCAGAGAGAGCUUAUGGUGAAAAAGAUGCGCUGGCGGGGGUCAGUGUAAUCAUAAGCCCAUGGCAAAGGAGUGACUUUAACUGAUUUGGCAAAUUUGAUGUAAGAUUGUUCUUUAUUCUGUAGCCAGGUUUUUUGCACUACAAACCAUAGAAAUCAGGGUAAUUGUUGACAAGACUGACUGAUGUUUCUGCUUUCUUAAAAUUUCUCUUACCAUUAAACUUGAGCCCUAAAGGUUUGACAUUGUUGCUGUAAUUCUUAGUAGUUUGUAGCUGAAUAAUCCCAACAUUUAUCAACCAGGUGGAGCUGAUUUGGGAUGAUUGAGAAGACACCAGAGACAGUUAGGUAAAAAAUGCAAGCCUUUAUUUAAUAUCUUCUUCAUGAAACAAUAAUUCUCACAAACAUCAUCAAGACACGCAUGAGAAGCAAUAAUCUUUUUGGGGGAUAACGGUGAAUGUUUUUGUCGCUUCUGGAAGACAUUCAUGGUGCUGCACUCAGUCCCUGUGGGACCUCCACACAGCUGGAUGGUCACAGCUGAAUAUAUCUGGUUACAGAAAUUGUCUGGUUUAUUCUCACAACUCAAGUUCAAACUAUUACUCAAAAAUGUAACUCCUGCACAUUGACGCCAUGCUAUAAAAUUUGUUCAAAAAGACACUGAUUCCAGCCGUGGUUCUUCAACUCAAAAUACUUAGAUAUAUAUAUAUAUAUAAAACGUAUUUAAAAAUAUUCUGCCCAGGGUGAUAAACAUUUAAAA
This is a messenger RNA of Monopterus albus (swamp eel), 1871 nucleotides long. RefSeq names its product desumoylating isopeptidase 2 (gene desi2). Gene Ontology annotation, biological process: protein deubiquitination. Lineage: Eukaryota; Metazoa; Chordata; Actinopteri; Synbranchiformes; Synbranchidae. The record is from RefSeq and is a predicted model, not a curated record. The coding region runs from base 41 to 661 and encodes 206 amino acids. Gene Ontology annotation, molecular function: deubiquitinase activity. The transcript has 5 exons.